CAGAGCAGCUGCCUCGUGGGCCCACCAGGGUAGAAUUCCCGGGGGCUUUGUCUGACUGGGCUGGGCCAGGGCAGAAUGGGGGUUCUGGUGGUGCUCUUCGGGGUGCUGAACUUCCUGGGGGCAGCUCUGGGGGGCUCCCCUGCCCUCCACUUGCACAGCACCUCCUGCCACUUGGCCAGACCCAUCUCUGGCAGCCCUUUGGGGUCCCUUAGCUUCUUGGGCAAGGAUGCCCAGGGACUAGCCCUGUUCCAUGCCCGCUGGGAUGGGCACGGGAGGCUGCAGGUGUGCAGCCGGCAGGAUGAGCCAGAGCUCACUACAGCCUUCAGUACCCUCUGUGCUGGUGAGAUCACCCAAGACUCCUUCAUCCACACCCCUGGACCUGAGCUGCAGAGAGCCCUGGCCACCCUUAAGAGUCAGUGGGAGGCCUGCAGAGGGCCUGCCGAGAGUCUAGCAGGGACCAGGGAGAAGCGAGCAGCAGGGCAGAGUGGAGCGCCUGGCAUGGGGAACCCGCGGGUGAAGAGAGGCUGGACCAUGCCUGGCACACUGUGGUGUGGAGUCGGGGAUUCUGCCGGGAACUCAUCGGAGCUGGGGGUCUUCCAGGGCCCCGAUCUCUGCUGCCAGGAACACGACCGCUGCCCACAGACUGUCUCACCCUUCCAGUACAACUAUGGUAUCCGAAACUACCGACUCCACACCAUCUCCCACUGCAACUGUGAUGCCAGGUUUCAGCAGUGUCUGCAUAACCAGCGGGACUCCAUCUCUGACAUCGUGGGCGUGGCCUUCUUCAACGUGCUGGCGAUCCCCUGCUUCGUGCUGGAGGACCAGGAGGCCUGUGUGGAGUGGUACUGGUGGGGCGGGUGUAGAACAUACGGCUCUGUAUCCCUCGCCCGUCUCCAGCCCAGGAUCUUCUACAAUGCCUCCUGGAGCUCCCUUGCCAUCCCCCUGACUCCCAGUCCUCAGAACCCAGCGCCCAGCAAGCCUCGGUGGAUUCAGCACCCUCAGAAGUGGCCAGCACAGCAGAAAGAGUCCAAGUACCCCAGCCAAGCCAACGCCACAGCCCUCCAGGCCCCUGUGGCCUCCCUUGGGCCUGAUGUGGCCUCCAUAGUCCAGCUGGAGGUCACCGAUUCAGGCCUCCAGGGACCAUGGCGUGGCCUAAAACCUCAAGGUGCCCGCCAGGCCUGCCGCAGCUUCCGCCGCCUGGACCAGUGUGAGCACCAGAUCGGGCCCCAGAAGACCAAGUUCCAGCUGUUCAACAAUGCCCGUGAACCCCUCUUCCACUGCAACUGCACGCGCCGUCUGGCACGCUUCCUGAGGCUCCACAGCCCACCUGUGGGUGCCAACAUACUUUGGGAGCUGCUGGGCAAGACCUGCUUCAAACUGGCCCCUCCACUGGACUGUGCUGAGGGCAAAGGCUGUUCCAGAGACCCCAGGGCCAUCAAGGUGUCAGCUCGGCACCUGCGGCGACUUCAGCAGAGGCAACUCCAGCUCCAGGGGACAGGCACAGACAGCAGGCAGGCAUGGACUUCAGAGCACCCAAAGGCCCCCAUGUCAUUCUAUGACCGGUGCCUGCAGCUGACCCAGGGAGCCGGAGGACCUGAAGGACAGCAGAAAUCCUGGAACCAGUGACCUCAGUUCCAGCUCUUCUGGGCACAAGACUGGACCUCGUCCCUGGCUUUGCUUAGGCCCUGGAGGUCUCAGCUUCCCCUCCACGUGUUAGACUGAAGCAUGGACGGGGUCUUGUGGAUAGCCAGAGGGCUGCAUGGAUAGGGUGGGGGGGCCAAGGCCCAAAUGCUGGACCACGUCUCCUGCUGUGCUGGGUGAUCUUGGGCUGGUGACACAACCCCUCUGUGCUUGGAUGUGGUAUUCAGGAGGUUCAU
Balaenoptera acutorostrata (minke whale) is the source of this 1877-nucleotide messenger RNA. It is a transcript of the gene PLA2G3, whose product is annotated as phospholipase A2 group III. The record is from RefSeq and is a predicted model, not a curated record. Lineage: Eukaryota; Metazoa; Chordata; Mammalia; Artiodactyla; Balaenopteridae. The transcript is spliced from 7 exons. The coding region runs from base 76 to 1626 and encodes 516 amino acids. Gene Ontology annotation, molecular function: A2-type glycerophospholipase activity. Gene Ontology annotation, biological process: arachidonate secretion; phospholipid metabolic process.